Molecule: messenger RNA, 3473 nt
Organism: Coregonus sp. 'balchen'
Lineage: Eukaryota; Metazoa; Chordata; Actinopteri; Salmoniformes; Salmonidae
Source: the annotation of a GenBank genome assembly
CCGUUAAACCUCAUCGAAGAAGAACGUCCAUGUUUACAUCACUUGACCGGAAAUUUAAUAAGAUAACGUUAGGUGAAAUUUUGACUGGAAAAUUUAAGUGACUGUAAUUUUGGUCAUUUUUCAAGGGUAUCGUCUGUUUUUAGAUUGAGUUGAAUGUUUUAUUUAUUUCGCCUUACAGAUCGCUUUGUAUCAUAUUUAUUCCAAAUAAUUUAGUUAUUGCUUUCUUUUUUCAUCAGCCACAUGGGUUUCGCUGUUCUGAGUUGUAAGUUGUGUUAGCUAAGCUAGCUAGCCAAAUGUCGAAGCCUGUGUUAUUGUCGGUUUACCAAAUAUUUAAAAAAUGUUUUCAAAGCUUGGAGAACAAUCAGAAAGUAUGGAAUUCAGUUUUGGCUGAGUGCAAGCCUUUAAUGGUUACACUUGGAAACCUCGAAGAGCAGUUGAGGGCGUUUCAAAAGGUCAAAAUCGCCAACACCCCGCUUCACACCUUUCCUGAUCUGCACAAGCGUCUUCACUUCAAGCUCCUACAGGCAGUGGACAUAGUUUUGGGUAAACUCACGGACAAAAUGUAAGAUAAAUGGUAGCUGACUCCAUAAACUCAUGAAAAUAGUGCAGAGAGAGCUUGAACACAUUUUGAAACCACAAAGGACCCUCUUAUUUCUUACAGGUGUUCUCUUCAGUCUGUGCGAGAUGCUAUCAGUAAUCAGGUGUCUGGUGCGUUCCAGUUGUAUGAGCAGAAUAUAGACACCCUUGACCUAGCUACCUGCACCCAGAGAUCUGCAGUCGCUCCAUCCAUCGCUGACAUGUUGGAGUGGCUUCAGGAUGCGGAGCGUUACUAUCGUCGACAGUAUCCUUUCUGUGUCACUGCGUUACUGUACCAUUACUAGGGGUGCGUAAUACAUUCUCAUUGUGAGUGGGCAUGCCUCUCGACUGCAUACUACUGAGGAAGGCUUGAUGCUGAAACACAUCAAUUCAGAGUGUGGCAUUAUACAUCUUGAAAUCUACCAUUUGGUAAAGGUUGUCCUAUUGUUGAUUUGUGUGAGAAAGAUAGUUUUCCUCAUCUACAUGCACAGGUUUCUGAGAAGAAAGAACUUGCUGCUGACACUGAGGGCUGAUGACCUCUCCCUUCUGGAAACUGCUCCCAAGAGAUGGGAGUCCCUGGAAACACCCAGUGGAGAGGAGAGCAUAUCAGGUAAACCUAUCAAUGGUACUCUAUUUUCUGUAUAUACUGUGCUUUCAGAAAGUAUUCACAUCCCUUAACUUUUUCUACAUUUUGUUGUGUUACAAAGUGGGAUAAAAAUUGAUGUAAUUGUCAUUUUUUGUCAACGGUCUACACAAAAUACUCUGUCAAAGACAGAAACAAAAAUGUACUUUAUGGAAAAUGAAACACUAAUAUAUCUUGAUUAGAUAAGUAUUCAACCCCCUGAGUCAAUACAUGUUAGAAUCAUGUUAGAAUCAUCUUUGGCAGAGAUUACAGAUGAGUCUUUCUGGGUAAGUCACACCUGGAUUGUUAACAUUUUGCCCAUUAUUCUUAAAAAAAUGUCAAGGUCUGUCAUGUUGGUUGUUGAUCAAGCCAUUUACAAGUCUUGCAAUAGAUUUUCAAGCCAAUUUAAGUCAAAUCUGUACCUAGGCCACUCAGGAACAUUCAAUGUCGUCUUGGUAAGCAACUCCAGUGUAUAUUUGGCCUUGUAUUUUAAGUAAUUGUCCUGCUGAAAGGGGAAUUUGUCUCCCAGUGUCUGUUGGAAAACAGACUGAACCAAAUUUUCCUCUAGGAUUUUGCCUGUGCUUAGCUCUAUUUCGUUUUAUCCUAAAAAACUCCCUAGUCCUUGCUGAUGACAAGCAUAUCAUAACAUGAUGCAGCCACCAUCAUGCCUGAAAAUAUGGAGAGUGGUACUCAGUGAUGUUGUGUUGGAUUUGCCCCAAACAUAACGCUUUGUCCCAAACAUAACGCUUUUUGUCUUUAGUGCCUUAUUGCAAACAGGAUGCAUGUUUUGGGAUAUUUUUAUUCUGUACAGGCUUCCUUCUUUUCACUCUGUCAUUUAUUUUAGUAUUGUGGAGUAACUACAAUGUUGUUGAUCCAUCCUCAGUUAUCCCCUAUCACAGCCAUUCAAUUCUGUAACUGUUUUAAAAUCACCAUUGGCCUCAUAGUGAAAUCCCUGAGUGGUUUCCUUCCUCUCCGGCAACUGAGUUAGGAAGGACGCCUGUAUCUUUGUAGAGACUGGGUGUAUUGAUGCACCAUCCAAAGUGUAGUUAAUAACUGCACCAUGCUCAAAGGGAUAUUCAGUGUCUGUUUGCCCUUUGCGAGGCAUUGGAAAAGCUCCCUGGUCUUUGUAGUUGAAUCUGUGUUUGAAAUUCACUUCUCGACUGAGGGACCUUACAUAUGUGUGGGGUACAGAGAUGGUGUAGUCAUCUAAAAAUCAGAUUAAACACUAUUAUUGCACACAGUCCAUGCAACUUAUUAUGGGACUUGUUAAGCACAUUUUUACCCUGAAGUUAUUUAGGCGUGCCAUCACCAAAGGGUUGAAUACUUAUUGACGCAAGACAUUUCAGGUUUUCAUUUUUCAUUAAUUUGUAAACAUUUCUAAAAUCAUAAUUCCACUUUGUCAUUAUUGGGUAUUGUGUGACACAACAUCUCAGUUUAAUCCAUUUUAAAUUCACACUGUAACACAACAAAAUGUGGAAAAAGUCAAAGGGUGUAAAUACUUUCUGAAGGCACUGUUAUUACCCUCACCGAAUGUAAUGAACUAAUGUAGUUAUUCUGCAUCCUCUUUCAGAUACACUGUUUAAAGUGUCCUUUUUCAUUGAGUCCCAGUGAAAGAGAACUACAAGAUGUUUGCAAGAGGACUACCCGGUGGAUGUGAUUAUCUACUUUCAGAUGGUCUACAAUAACAAGACUCAGUAAAGGGUUGAAGAGUAAAGGAACAGACUGGGUUCAGGUUGACCUUGACUUGGAUGUGUCAGCCCUGAUAGGUGCAGAGCACCUGACUGGACUGGAUGUGAACAAAGGAGAGGAAUGAACAAGGCAGAGGACCAUGAGGUGGACAUAGCAUGUCAGAAUUGUCACAGAGCUCAGUUACAACAGCAAAGACCUGAGCUAGAAUACUAUCACUGUUGACUUCUAAGCUAAAAAUGUAUUGUGAAAAAACAGUUAAAAUGUCAUGGAGUAUAAUAUGAAAAAUAAUAAAUAGAAAACUUUGUUACACCUCUCUUGCUCCAACUAUCUGGUUUAUUCAGGAUGGCUGCCUUCUCCCCUUUCCUCAGCUCGAACGGUUGGCCCUUGCUAACCUGAAAGAUCAAAUUAAUUUGACAGGAACUCCAAUAGCCUAUAGGGGGGCUAGAUUGAGCCAUCACUGCAACAGGAACACGUUUUCUGUAUGGAGUUGUGCACAGCUGAACAUUUAGCACAGAUAUGAGGCCCUCAAUAUGAGGCCCUCAACACAUCAGUUUGUCAUGAACUAAACAUAUGUAUUAAAAUACCC